Molecule: messenger RNA, 2052 nt
Organism: Lobosporangium transversale
Lineage: Eukaryota; Fungi; Mortierellomycota; Mortierellomycetes; Mortierellales; Mortierellaceae
Product: ABC1 family-domain-containing protein
Exons: 5
Coding region: 248-2011 (587 amino acids)
Source: RefSeq, a predicted model, not a curated record
CUCUCUUUUUUAUUUUUUUUUCCUCCCAUUCUCAUUCUCCUUUGUUUCUCACGCUGUUUUCAUUCAUUUCACUCUUUUCAGUCUCAUUCUUUUUUUCUUUAAACAUCUCUUCUCCUUCAAAGAGAUCGUGCCUUUAAAAACCAUGAUAAGAAUAAAUAAUAUUUAGACCUAAUAUAUACUAUUAGCACCUUGUAAACCUUUUUUUUUUCUUUCUUGUCCUCUUUCUCUCACAUAUACACAUACUACCAUGUCAAUACCAAUAUUACAACGCGCAUUCACUCAUAGAGCCCUGAGGCGGGUUACCAUGUUGUCUGCCACAGCCACAGGACUCUAUCUGAUCGACACCCAUAUGAACGCAAAAGCAUUCCAACGCACAGCACGCACAGCAUGGAACGGUGUCUUGGUAGGCUGGGACUACAAGUUCAAUUUCACGCCUGGAAAAGCUGAUCAGAUCAAUGAUCUACAUCAACGAGUUGCCAAUCGGAUAUUGCAUGUCUGUCAAACUAAUGGAGGCCUUUAUAUCAAACUAGGACAAGGAAUCGCCACCAAUUCUUCUGUCCUUCCUCCUUGUUAUUUGACAACCCUUCGCGCACUCUACGAUGACGCUUCAUCGGUCGAUUAUUCAACCGUAGAAAAGAUCAUUCAUCAAGAACUGGGUCGUCCUAUCCAUGAAAUCUUCUCCUCCUUCUCUCCCGAACCCGUCGCAGCUGCCUCAAUCGCCCAAGUCCACAAGGCUGUCCUACACGAUGGCACCGUCGUGGCUGUAAAGGUUCAAAAGCCCGAGAUCAAGAUCCAGAUCGAAUGGGACCUGAAGGCCUAUCGUUGGUUGAUCAAGGUCUAUGAAUAUCUCUUUGAUCUGCCCAUGUCCUUCGCUGUCGACUAUACUUGUAAACACCUACGAGAAGAAACCGACUUUAUCAACGAGGCCCGGAACGCGGAAAUGUGCAACGAUUUCUUACAAACUGAUUCCAAAUUACGGCAACAGGUCUAUGUUCCCAAAGUCUUGAAGGCAUACAGUACUAAACAGGUCAUGGUCGCAGAAUGGGUCGAUGGCUGUCGAGCAACAGAUAAACAGGCUAUCGAGCAAAUGGGCUUGAGCAUCACCAAAGUCAUGGAGAGCGUCGUCGAUGUGUUUGCUCAUCAGAUCUUUAUCUCUGGAUUUGUCCAUUGUGAUCCACAUCCUGGAAAUAUCCUCGUCCGAAGACAUCCUGAUAAUCCAAAACGCCAUCAACUGCUUCUGCUGGAUCACGGUCUGUAUAUGCGUGAAUCAGAGGAAUUCCGUCAACAGUACUGUCUCUUCUGGAAAUCCCUUUUCUUACUCGACAAACAAACCAUUGCCGACAUCUGUCAACUCUGGGGCGUGGGCGAUUCUCAGAUGAUGGCCAAUGCCACCCUCCUUAAACCCUACAACAUGGAUCGAUCCCCCAAUAUCAAACCCUCGACCAAUACCUCUGUCCUGGAUGCCUAUGAGAUCCAGAUGAAACUAAAGACCAGCCUCAAAGAUUUCUUGGUCAACUCUGAACUCCUGCCCAAGGAAUUGAUCUUCAUCGGUCGAAACAUGACCAUCGUCCGUGCCAACAACAAGACCUUGGGAAGUCCCGUCAACAGGAUCAACCGAAUGGCCCGUUGGGCCGUUCGAGGUCUCAGUCACGAUUCUAAAUUCUGGAUCAAGAGAUCGUCAUUAUCAUCAUCGGAUCAAUUGAUAAAAAGCAGAAGCGGUCAUCAUGAUGAUGAUAACAAUAACAACAACAGCCUUUCUUUACGACAACCAUCAAGUUUCUGGAAACUACUCUCAACCACACUCCAGGCACAAUUGGAUUAUUGGUUCUUUGAGGCUGCCCUGGCUUUGAUGUCUCUGACGUAUCACUUUGCUCAACUCAAGAGUCUGUUUGAACGUAAAAUCUUGGGACGCAAGUCUGAUGGAUUCGAGGCUGUGCUUGACGACGCUCUGAAGCAACGUCUGGAACAGGAGUAUGGGAUCAAGGUCGAAGGUGAUCUCUUUGAUGCAUAAGAUAUAGACUCAUUGCACUGUACAAAAAUAUUAAAUUUAAU